Hemibagrus wyckioides is the source of this 810-nucleotide messenger RNA. RefSeq lists its product as uncharacterized. Lineage: Eukaryota; Metazoa; Chordata; Actinopteri; Siluriformes; Bagridae. The coding region runs from base 1 to 810 and encodes 269 amino acids. The transcript has a single exon. The record is from RefSeq and is a predicted model, not a curated record.
AUGAAGAUGAAGGGUACAGUUGCUGCGCUGCUUGUCAUGGGUCUCUAUGGACUGACUUACUGUGUCGUUAGGCAACACUUCUAUGUGAGCCAGUUACUGACUUGGCCUGAAGCUCAACAGUACUGCAGACAAAGAUAUGAUGAUUUGUCAAGUGUAACAACCAUGGAGGAGAAAUUCUCUCUUCCAGUUACUGUGCCUCCUCCUUGUCCUAACAACACAGACUACUAUGAGGAGUGUCGGAUGUGGAAGUGGAUUGGACUAUAUGUAGACACUAAUAAUCAGACAGAGUGGUCAGGAGGGAACAAUGAACCAAUUUUUCCACCUGCUAUUCAGACAACAAAAUAUGCUACAGGAAAGUGUGGUAUAGUGUGGAAUGCUUUAGCAGUAUGCAUCCCUGUCCCAUGCACAUGGAAUCUCAGCUUUUACUGCAUGAAGAAGUUUGAUGUGAUUCUAGUGGAAGAGACAAUGACAUGGGAAGAGGCACUCAUCUACUGCCGGAGUAAAUACAUUGACUUGGUCCAUCUGACAUCAGAAUUUUGGAUGAAAGAAGCUGUUAAAGUAGGCUGGGCAGCACAAACGCCAUAUGUGUGGACUGGUCUGCGCUUUCUCAAUGGACAAUGGUUUUGGACUACUCAUAAUGCCCUAAAGUACUGGGCCUGGUCUACUGAGAGUGAACCCCGUUGUCCUGCCAGAAACCUGCGCUGUGGAGCUUUAGCACAAAAAAAAGGGAUUUGGCAAAUGAGAGACUGUGAGGAGAAGCUGAACUUUCUCUGCUUCCGUAAAUCACAGAACGAACCUCAGCAACCAUGA